Symsagittifera roscoffensis is the source of this 1211-nucleotide messenger RNA. Its product is annotated as growth hormone-inducible transmembrane protein-like. The transcript has 7 exons. The record is from RefSeq and is a predicted model, not a curated record. NCBI's taxonomy places the organism in Eukaryota, Metazoa, Xenacoelomorpha, Acoela, Convolutidae. Gene Ontology annotation, cellular component: mitochondrial inner membrane. Bases 54 to 1025 code for a protein of 323 amino acids.
AAUUGUUGUGAUAAACUUAUUAAAUAGAUUGCGUUGUUUGAGUAAAAUUCAAGAUGGUCGUUUUCAGCAGGCUCAUGUGCCGCUCUUUGCUGACUAAAUCCAACAUAACGCUACAGCCUCUGAGCCGAAGCGUAAAGCAAUCAGCCUCAGCUGUUGGUAGUGGAUCUGGUGCAGGGUGGAUGAAGGCAACUCAAGUCUCUUCUGACUUGGGCAAAUUGGCAGUUUUGGGUACUUGUGCUACUGGGUUGGGUGCACUUUGUGUGUAUGGAGUGUUGCAGCCCACAAGCGACUCGGUGUUGGACCAAUCUGUUGCGUAUCCGGCUUAUGUUCGCGAGCGAAUUCGAUCUACCUACUUGGCGUUUGGGUCUGGGUUGGCAAUGACAGCCGCAACAGCUGUAACAUGUGCCAGAAGACCUCAAAAGCUCAUGCCUCUUUUGAGCCGGAUGAGCACCCCUAUGGGUGCAAUUGGCGCCAUGGCUGUAUGUUUCGGCAGCGGAAUUGCCGUUCAAGUGACACCAACUCCUGAGAAAGGUCAUCUGGGUUUGAAGCAUGCUGUUUGGUGUAUGCAUUCGGCACUGUUGGGAGGCUUGAUUUUCCCGGCCAUUGCGAUCUAUGGUCCUUUGGUGGGCCAGGCUGCCUUGUAUACUGGAGGAGCAUUGGCUGGCCUGAGUGCGAUUGCAAUCACAGCCCCCAGUGAGAAGUUCUUGGUCGGGGGAGGCAUGCUUGGAAUGGGCUUCGCCGCUCUCUUCGCAGCCAAUAUCGGAACCAUGUUCGCGCCCUCCAUCGCCCAGCCUUUUAUGGUCAAUGUAAUAACAUACGGGGGUGUGGUUCUGUUUUCGGGCUUCAUUCUGCACUACACACAAGGGUUGGUACACAGGGCCAAGGCUAUCCCACCCGAUGCGAAUAUGCCUGGAGCGAGGCCGAAUUUCGACCCAAUUAACAAUGCCAUUGGACUGUACACCCACACUCUCAACCUCUUCAUGCAUAUUCUGCGAAUGCUCGCGUUGAACCAAAGGAAGAAGUGAGAAGCAACUCGACCGUAAAAGCGAACGACUUGGAUCUGAAUGAAGGAAAAGACUGCAAACAUGGAAUUAAAUUUAACGGACUGAAUGAAACCUGUGAUACCUAUGACAAGAAUAAUCGACGCUCAUUAAUUUUAUUGCAAGAGGCUAGAUAGAAUAGUGUAGAAAAAUUCAAAGUUUGACUAGUUU